Molecule: messenger RNA, 1994 nt
Organism: Xenopus tropicalis (tropical clawed frog)
Lineage: Eukaryota; Metazoa; Chordata; Amphibia; Anura; Pipidae
Gene: mhc2-dma
Product: major histocompatibility complex, class II, DM alpha
Exons: 6
Coding region: 421-1176 (251 amino acids)
Biological process (GO): immune response; antigen processing and presentation
Cellular component (GO): membrane; MHC class II protein complex
Source: RefSeq, a predicted model, not a curated record
UUCUCUUACAGAUAGCUCAGGUGAUUUAAUCUGGACUAUAAUGAUACUUUUAUGUGCAGCUUCGUGUGUUCACCAAGAAGGAGUCUGCAAACCACAUGACUUUUAGGAACUUGAAAACGAAGAGGUUAUGAAAGCCCCUAAGCAUUUAACUACGAAUGCACACAGAGAUUACUGGAGAUAUAUCUCUGCAUACAAAUGGCUGCAGUUCCUGAAUAUAUAUUUACAGCAUGAUCUUGGAAAUUUAUUUACAGACUUUUGACAGCAUUAUUCUGGAUGCUAUGUAUAUAGACUUUUUGAAGUUCCUAUUAUAAGUAAAUGAAUAUUCUGAAGGCAGAAAUUAAUAUAAAUUAAGACUUAAUUAACACUCCUGGAGCUGAUAUUAGAGAGGGUCUGUGCUGUGCAUGACAAGGCUUCCCCCAUAUGGAUGUUUGGAUCAUGUGGAGCAUUUGGAUGUUGCUGUUGGAGACGCUCCUUGUGAUAACGUUGGGGGCUGAGCAAGGCAGCCAUAUUCUGAGACAGGUCCUGUUUUGUCAGCCACAGUCCCCAUCUCCAGUUCUGCUGAAAAUGUUUGAUGAUGAGCAGAUGUUCCAGUACAGUUUUGCAGAUAAAUCCGUUGUACCUCGCAUCCCAGACUUUAAUAAGUGGACCAGCCAGGGCGUUUUCUCCAGUUCUGAAUUUCUUGCGUUUGAUGAAGAGUUGUGUACAGAGUCCAUGCAAAACUUUACCAAAGCUGUUGUAGACAUUACACCAGAGACAAAAGGCAUAUUGGAUAUAAAGGUUUUUACAUUACACCCACUUACCAUAGGAAAGCCGAACACACUGGUUUGUUUUAUCAGUAAUAUAAUUCCUCCUACUCUCAAUAUCACCUGGAGGAAGAAUAGCAUUUUGUUGAAAGAUGGAAUAAGCUACACGGGUUAUUUUGCCUUGAGUAAUAAUGAAUACCAGACUUUCUCCUACCUCAACUUCACUCCAACGUACACAGACAGCUAUACUUGUAAUGCUCAAGAGUCUGGGAAAAGCACUACAACCGUUGCAUACUGGGUUCCAGAAUACCCAACCCCCUCUGAUAUACUGGAGAAUACUCUCUGUUACUCGGCUAUUGCUCUUGGCAUUGUGUUCCUCUUUCUGGGGUUUCUGUUCCUCUUCUUGACUUGGAGACUACAUAGAAUCGAUUGAACCUGUGUGACUUCCCUGAACUAAAUUACCUCUACAGGAUGCCAUACGUUUUUCUGCUACCUGCAUACUAUUGUGCUUUGCAUUUGUCUGAAUCCUGAAUUUUAAUUUCUGGGCUAUUUUUUUAAUCAGCUCUAUUUUAAUACCAAAUAAGAUUAUCUCACACAGAUGCUCAGCAAAAAAAUGAUGUUGCUUCCAGUAUCCCCAACAAGCUUCCACAGAGAAACAAAAGUUGUAGUUCCUAAGCAUCUGAAUUAUUCUAUCGUCCCUGUUACUGAUGUGUGGCUUUGAACAGCCCAGGCUGGAAACCUCCAAACUAUGUGGAAUGAUCAGAAAUUAAGGGGGCAUAGAGAGGUUAUUCAGGGUCAUCCCUCCUCCAUAUAUAGGCUAGUAAGAUUAAUUACGUGUAUAUGAUGCACACAAGUUCAUAGAGAAACUGUAAUACAGUAAUACUACUUUUUUUUAUAAAAGGAAAUGCUAUAACAACCAGGCAGGAAAUUUAGCAUGUUUCUGCUGGUUAAAGUACACUUCAACACUUUAAAUACCUUUGGUCUACUCCAUUGUGCUAAAUAUUUUGCAAAACCACUGAAACCUUUUAUCAAUAAUAAAGAGAAAUUGUAAUGCCUUGAAAGAAAUACUUUUCUCUUCAGUCUGAUUUCAAUAAGAAAAAAGGCAGUGAGGGGAGUUCCAGUUCAAAAAUAUUCUAUGCCUUUAUUUCAUAGAAUGUAAAUACUUAGGGGCCGAUGUACUAAUCCACAAAUGGAUCGAAAGCGUCGGAAUGCGUUUUUUUCGUAAUGAUCGGUAUUUUGCGAUUUUUCCGU